Molecule: messenger RNA, 1190 nt
Organism: Rhizopus microsporus ATCC 52813
Lineage: Eukaryota; Fungi; Mucoromycota; Mucoromycetes; Mucorales; Rhizopodaceae
Exons: 9
Coding region: 101-1153 (350 amino acids)
Source: RefSeq, a predicted model, not a curated record
AUUUUUAUUAUUUUUGUAUUUCUUUAUUGUUUUUGCUAUUUUCAUGCUUAGAGCACAUUGAGAAAAAGAGAGAGCAGCAGCAGCAGAAGCAGCAGUAACUAUGGACUCAACAACAAGUGACUAUUCGCAACCUACAACUUAUUCUUUAAUAGUACGUCAACAGCCAAGCAAAGCGAGGCUUUGUAGUUUCAAAGAAAAAGUCGAUCGAAGACCAAUUGAUCCCCCACCGAUCAUUGAAUUAUUAAGCAAUACAACAGAUGACCAUUUCUUACAGAACCCUUAUUUCUUUUUAUACGCCACAUUAACCGAUGCCAGUGGAAAAAAUGAUUUACAUUUCGUCAAUGGCAACAAAACCACGGCUGGAGCUGUAGUACAAUCAUUGUACAAACUAAAGGAUCUGGAUAACUCAGAUGGCGGGUUUUUUAUAUUUUCGGAUAUCAGCGUACGUCUUGAAGGAUUAUACAGAUUAAAGUUUACUCUUUUCAGCAUUGAAGGGCCAUCCGUGAAUAGAUUAUGUUCUACUCUAUCUGAUGUCUUUCAAGUCUAUUCUCCAAAGAGUUUCCCUGGAAUGUCAGAAUCAACUUUUUUAACCCGAUGCUUCUCUGAUCAAGGCGUUCGAAUAAGAAUAAGAAAAGAACCAAGGAGUGCUCACCUUGGUAACAGCAGCAAAAGGCGUAGAAGAAAUACUAAUGAAUCGGAUGAUGACGACAAUACGUCUUUAAACGAUACAUACAUAGAACGGUAUCAAAAGAAUCCUCCAGCACAUUCUUCAGCCUCUACUCCUUAUUUUGAUAAAGCUUCUUCCCCAAUAGACUUUAUUGAGCCAAACUCAAAUAAUCGUCAUGAUUACAUCGUCAAGCCGACACUACCUUCACCCAAAGAACUGUUCAAGUCCUCAGCGAUGUCGAUGCAAAACAUUUUGUCAAACGAUCGUGAUCAAUUAUACCAUAUUGUAGACACCGAUAAUGCAAAAGAAAAUAGACUCUUGUGCACAAGAAAAUUGCCUCUUCCUUUACCUUCACACGCUCCUCAACCGUCAAUACAGCAAGAAAAAAUUCAUUUAUGUCAUCCACUUCAGCAGCAACAAACGAUAUUAUUAAAUACCAAUGUAUCAUCUUCAAGAGAUCAGUCAUCGCCAUAUACAAAAGGAUAAAAGAUUAAUACUAUUAUUAUUCCCUCUAUAUACAUAG